AUGCCUCACGUCCCGCUGACACCUCGAGAGGCACGCGGAGUUCAUUGCUUCAAAAGGCUCAAGACGUAUGCCAACUUUCCAGAAGCACCUCAGGAGGAGGCUUCUCCCAGCAAUAGGCUCAAGACUUAUGCCAACUUUCCAGAAGCACCUCAGGAGGAGGCUUCUCUCAGCAAUAGGUUCAAGACGUAUGCCAACUUUCCAGAAGCACCUCAGGAGGAGGCUUCUUUCAGCAAUAGGUUCAAGACGUAUGCCAACUUUCCAGAAGCACCUCAGGAGGAGGCUUCUUUCAGCAAUAGGCUCAAGACUUAUGCCAACUUUCCAGAAGCACCUCAGGAGGAGGAUUCUCUCAGCAAUAGGCUCAAGACGUAUGCCAACUUUCCAGAAGCACCUCAGGAGGAGGCUUCUCUCAGCAAUAGGCUCAAGACGUAUGCCAACUUUCCAGAAGCACCUCAGCAGGAGGCUUCUCUCAGCAAUAGGCUCAAGACGUAUGCCAACUUUCCAGAAGCACCUCAGGAGGAGGCUUCUCCCAGCAAUAGGCUCAAGACUUAUGCCAACUUUCCAGAAGCACCUCAGGAGGAGGCUUCUCUCAGCAAUAGGCUCAAGACGUAUGCCAACUUUCCAGAAGCACCUCAGGAGGAGGCUUCUCCCAGCAAUAGGCUCAAGACGUAUGCCAACUUUCCAGAAGCACCUCAGGAGGAGGCUUCUCCCAGCAAUAGGCUCAAGACGUAUGCCAACUUUCCAGAAGCACCUCAGGAGGAGGCUUCUUUCAGCAAUAGGCUCAAGACGUAUGCCAACUUUCCAGAAGCACCUCAGCAGGAGGCUUCUCUCAGCAAUAGGCUCAAGACGUAUGCCAACUUUCCAGAAGCACCUCAGCAGGAGGCUUCUCUCAGCAAUAGGCUCAAGACGUAUGCCAACUUUCCAGAAGCACCUCAGCAGGAGGCUUCUCUCAGCAAUAGGCUCAAGACUUAUGCCAACUUUCCAGAAGCACCUCAGGAGGAGGCUUCUCUCAGCAAUAGGCUCAAGACUUAUGCCAACUUUCCAGAAGCACCUCAGGAGGAGGAUUCUCUCAGCAAUAGGCUCAAGACGUAUGCCAUCUUUCCAGAAGCACCUCAGGAGGAGGCUUCUCCCAGCAAUAGGCUCAAGACGUAUGCCAACUUUCCAGAAGCACCUCAGGAGGAGGCUUCUCCCAGCAAUAGGCUCAAGACUUAUGCCAACUUUCCAGAAGCACCUCAGGAGGAGGCUUCUCUCAGCAAUAGGCUCAAGACGUAUGCCAACUUUCCAGAAGCACCUCAGGAGGAGGCUUCUCUCAGCAAUAGGAUCAAGACGUAUGCCAACUUUCCAGAAGCACCUCAGGAGGAGGCUUCUCCCAGCAAUAGGAUCAAGACGUAUGCCAACUUUCCAGAAGCACCUCAGGAGGAGGCUUCUCCCAGCAAUAGGCUCAAGACGUAUGCCAACUUUCCAGAAGCACCUCAGGAGGAGGCUUCUCCCAGCAAUAGGCUCAAGACUUAUGCCAACUUUCCAGAAGCACCUCAGGAGGAGGCUUCUCUCAGCAAUAGGCUCAAGACGUAUGCCAACUUUCCAGAAGCACCUCAGGAGGAGGCUUCUCUCAGCAAUAGGCUCAAGACGUAUGCCAACUUUCCAGAAGCACCUCAGGAGGAGGCUUCUCUCAGCAAUAGGUUCAAGACUUAUGCCAACUUUCCAGAAGCACCUCAGGAGGAGGCUUCUCUCAGCAAUAGGCUCAAGACGUAUGCCAACUUUCCAGAAGCACCUCAGGAGGAGGCUUCUCCCAGCAAUAGGCUCAAGACGUAUGCCAACUUUCCAGAAGCACCUCAGCAGGAGGCUUCUCUCAGCAAUAGGCUCAAGACGUAUGCCAACUUUCCAGAAGCACCUCAGGAGGAGGCUUCUCCCAGCAAUAGGCUCAAGACGUAUGCCAACUUUCCAGAAGCACCUCAGGAGGAGGCUUCUCCCAGCAAUAGGCUCAAGACUUAUGCCAACUUUCCAGAAGCACCUCAGGAGGAGGAUUCUCUCAGCAAUAGGCUCAAGACGUAUGCCAUCUUUCCAGAAGCACCUCAGGAGGAGGCUUCUCCCAGCAAUAGGUUCAAGACUUAUGCCAACUUUCCAGAAGCACCUCAGGAGGAGGCUUCUCUCAGCAAUAGGCUCAAGACGUAUGCCAUCUUUCCAGAAGCACCUCAGGAGGAGGCUUCUCCCAGCAAUAGGUUCAAGACUUAUGCCAACUUUCCAGAAGCACCUCAGGAGGAGGCUUCUCUCAGCAAUAGGCUCAAGACGUAUGCCAACUUUCCAGAAGCACCUCAGGAGGAGGCUUCUCUCAGCAAUAGGUUCAAGACGUAUGCCAACUUUCCAGAAGCACCUCAGGAGGAGGCUUCUCUCAGCAAUAGGCUCAAGACGUAUGCCAACUUUCCAGAAGCACCUCAGGAGGAGGCUUCUCCCAGCAAUAGGCUCAAGACUUAUGCCAACUUUCCAGAAGCACCUCAGGAGGAGGCUUCUCUCAGCAAUAGGCUCAAGACGUAUGCCAACUUUCCAGAAGCACCUCAGGAGGAGGCUUCUCUCAGCAAUAGGCUCAAGACGUAUGCCAACUUUCCAGAAGCACCUCAGGAGGAGGCUUCUCCCAGCAAUAGGCUCAAGACGUAUGCCAACUUUCCAGAAGCACCUCAGGAGGAGGCUUCUCCCAGCAAUAGGCUCAAGACGUAUGCCAACUUUCCAGAAGCACCUCAGGAGGAGGCUUCUCCCAGCAAUAGGUUCAAGACUUAUGCCAACUUUCCAGAAGCACCUCAGGAGGAGGCUUCUCUCAGCAAUAGGCUCAAGACUUAUGCCAACUUUCCAGAAGCACCUCAGGAGGAGGCUUCUCUCAGCAAUAGGCUGAAGACGUAUGCCAACUUUCCAGAAGCACCUCAGGAGGAGGCUUCUCUCAGCAAUAGGCUCAAGACUUAUGCCAACUUUCCAGAAGCACCUCAGGAGGAGGCUUCUCUCAGCAAUAGGUUCAAGACGUAUGCCAACUUUCCAGAAGCACCUCAGGAGGAGGCUUCUCUCAGCAAUAGGCUCAAGACGUAUGCCAACUUUCCAGAAGCACCUCAGGAGGAGGCUUCUCCCAGCAAUAGGCUCAAGACUUAUGCCAACUUUCCAGAAGCACCUCAGGAGGAGGCUUCUCUCAGCAAUAGGCUCAAGACGUAUGCCAACUUUCCAGAAGCACCUCAGGAGGAGGCUUCUCUCAGCAAUAGGCUCAAGACGUAUGCCAACUUUCCAGAAGCACCUCAGGAGGAGGCUUCUCCCAGCAAUAGGCUCAAGACGUAUGCCAACUUUCCAGAAGCACCUCAGGAGGAGGCUUCUCCCAGCAAUAGGCUCAAGACGUAUGCCAACUUUCCAGAAGCACCUCAGGAGGAGGCUUCUCCCAGCAAUAGGUUCAAGACUUAUGCCAACUUUCCAGAAGCACCUCAGGAGGAGGCUUCUCUCAGCAAUAGGCUCAAGACUUAUGCCAACUUUCCAGAAGCACCUCAGGAGGAGGCUUCUCUCAGCAAUAGGCUCAAGACUUAUGCCAACUUUCCAGAAGCACCUCAGGAGGAGGCUUCUCUCAGCAAUAGGUUCAAGACGUAUGCCAACUUUCCUGAAGCACCUCAGGAGGAGGCUUCUCUCAGCAAUAGGCUCAAGACGUAUGCCAACUUUCCAGAAGCACCUCAGGAGGAGGCUUCUCCCAGCAAUAGGCUCAAGACUUAUGCCAACUUUCCAGAAGCACCUCAGGAGGAGGCUUCUCUCAGCAAUAGGCUCAAGACGUAUGCCAACUUUCCAGAAGCACCUCAGGAGGAGGCUUCUCUCAGCAAUAGGCUCAAGACUUAUGCCAACUUUCCAGAAGCACCUCAGGAGGAGGCUUCUCUCAGCAAUAGGCUCAAGACGUAUGCCAACUUUCCAGAAGCACCUCAGGAGGAGGCUUCUCUCAGCAAUAGGCUCAAGACUUAUGCCAACUUUCCAGAAGCACCUCAGGAGGAGGCUUCUCUCAGCAAUAGGCUCAAGACUUAUGCCAACUUUCCAGAAGCACCUCAGGAGGAGGCUUCUCUCAGCAAUAGGCUCAAGACGUAUGCCAACUUUCCAGAAGCACCUCAGGAGGAGGCUUCUCUCAGCAAUAGGCUCAAGACUUAUGCCAACUUUCCAGAAGCACCUCAGGAGGAGGCUUCUCUCAGCAAUAGGCUCAAGACUUAUGCCAACUUUCCAGAAGCACCUCAGGAGGAGGCUUCUCUCAGCAAUAGGCUCAAGACGUAUGCCAACUUUCCAGAAGCACCUCAGGAGGAGGCUUCUCUCAGCAAUAGGCUCAAGACUUAUGCCAACUUUCCAGAAGCACCUCAGGAGGAGGCUUCUCUCAGCAAUAGGCUCAAGACGUAUGCCAACUUUCCAGAAGCACCUCAGGAGGAGGCUUCUCUCAGCAAUAGGCUCAAGACGUAUGCCAACUUUCCAGAAGCACCUCAGGAGGAGGCUUCUCUCAGCAAUAGGCUCAAGACUUAUGCCAACUUUCCAGAAGCACCUCAGGAGGAGGCUUCUCUCAGCAAUAGGCUCAAGACGUAUGCCAACUUUCCAGAAGCACCUCAGGAGGAGGCUUCUCUCAGCAUUAGGCUCAAGACGUAUGCCAACUUUCCAGAAGCACCUCAGGAGGAGGCUUCUCUCAGCAAAAGGCUCAAGACGUAUGCCAACUUUCCAGAAGCACCUCAGGAGGAGGCUUCUGUCAGCAAUAGGCUCAAGACGUAUGCCAACUUUCCAGAAGCACCUCAGGAGGAGGCUUCUCUCAUCAAUAGGCUCAAGACUUAUGCCAACUUUCCAGAAGCACCUCAGGAGGAGGCUUCUCUCAGCAAUAGGCUCAAGACGUAUGCCAACUUUCCAGAAGCACCUCAGGAGGAGGCUUCUCUCAGCAAUAGGCUCAAGACUUAUGCCAACUUUCCAGAAGCACCUCAGGAGGAGGCUUCUCUCAGCAAUAGGCUCAAGACGUAUGCCAACUUUCCAGAAGCACCUCAGGAGGAGGCUUCUCUCAGCAAUAGGCUCAAGACGUAUGCCAACUUUCCAGAAGCACCUCAGGAGGAGGCUUCUCUCAGCAAUAGGCUCAAGACGUAUGCCAACUUUCCAGAAGCACCUCAGGAGGAGGCUUCUCUCAGCAAUAGGCUCAAGACUUAUGCCAACUUUCCAGAAGCACCUCAGGAGGACGCUUCUCUCAGCAAUAGGCUCAAGACGUAUGCCAACUUUCCAGAAGCACCUCAGGAGGAGGCUUCUCUCAGCAAUAGGCUCAAGACGUAUGCCAACUUUCCAGAAGCACCUCAGGAGGAGGCUUCUCUCAGCAAUAGGCUCAAGACGUAUGCCAACUUUCCAGAAGCACCUCAGGAGGAGGCUUCUCUCAGCAAUAGGCUCAAGACUUAUGCCAACUUUCCAGAAGCACCUCAGGAGGAGGCUUCUCUCAGCAAUAGGCUCAAGACGUAUGCCAACUUUCCAGAAGCACCUCAGGAGGAGGCUUCUCUCAGCAUUAGGCUCAAGACGUAUGCCAACUUUCCAGAAGCACCUCAGGAGGAGGCUUCUCUCAGCAAUAGGCUCAAGACGUAUGCCAACUUUCCAGAAGCACCUCAGGAGGAGGCUUCUGUCAGCAAUAGGCUCAAGACGUAUGCCAACUUUCCAGAAGCACCUCAGGAGGAGGCUUCUCUCAGCAUUAGGCUCAAGACGUAUGCCAACUUUCCAGAAGCACCUCAGGAGGAGGCUUCUCUCAGCAAUAGGCUCAAGACGUAUGCCAACUUUCCAGAAGCACCUCAGGAGGAGGCUUCUGUCAGCAAUAGGCUCAAGACGUAUGCCAACUUUCCAGAAGCACCUCAGGAGGAGGCUUCUCUCAGCAUUAGGCUCAAGACGUAUGCCAACUUUCCAGAAGCACCUCAGGAGGAGGCUUCUCUCAGCAAUAGGCUCAAGACGUAUGCCAACUUUCCAGAAGCACCUCAGGAGGAGGCUUGUCUCAGCAAUAGGCUCAAGACGUAUGCCAACUUUCCAGAAGCACCUCAGGAGGAGGCUUCUCUCAGCAAUAGGCUCAAGACGUAUGCCAACUUUCCAGAAGCACCUCAGGAGGAGGCUUCUCUCAGCAAUAGGCUCAAGACGUAUGCCAACUUUCCAGAAGCACCUCAGGAGGAGGCUUCUCUCAGCAAUAGGCUCAAGACGUAUGCCAACUUUCCAGAAGCACCUCAGGAGGAGGCUUCUGUCAGCAAUAGGCUCAAGACGUAUGCCAACUUUCCAGAAGCACCUCAGGAGGAGGCUUCUCUCAGCAAUAGGCUCAAGACGUAUGCCAACUUUCCAGAAGCACCUCAGGAGGAGGCUUCUCUCAGCAAUAGGCUCAAGACGUAUGCCAACUUUCCAGAAGCACCUCAGGAGGAGGCUUCUCUCAGCAAUAGGCUCAAGACGUAUGCCAACUUUCCAGAAGCACCUCAGGAGGAGGCUUCUCUCAGCAAUAGGCUCAAGACGUAUGCCAACUUUCCAGAAGCACCUCAGGAGGAGGCUUCUCUCAGCAAUAGGCUCAAGACGUAUGCCAACUUUCCAGAAGCACCUCAGGAGGAGGCUUCUGUCAGCAAUAGGCUCAAGACGUAUGCCAACUUUCCAGAAGCACCUCAGGAGGAGGCUUCUCUCAGCAAUAGGCUCAAGACGUAUGCCAACUUUCCAGAAGCACCUCAGGAGGAGGCUUCUCUCAGCAAUAGGCUCAAGACGUAUGCCAACUUUCCAGAAGCACCUCAGGAGGAGGCUUCUGUCAGCAAUAGGCUCAAGACGUAUGCCAACUUUCCAGAAGCACCUCAGGAGGAGGCUUCUCUCAGCAAUAGGCUCAAGACGUAUGCCAACUUUCCAGAAGCACCUCAGGAGGAGGCUUCUCUCAGCAAUAGGCUCAAGACGUAUGCCAACUUUCCAGAAGCACCUCAGGAGGAGGCUUCUCUCAGCAAUAGGCUCAAGACGUAUGCCAACUUUCCAGAAGCACCUCAGGAGGAGGCUUCUCUCAGCAAUAGGCUCAAGACUUAUGCCAACUUUCCAGAAGCACCUCAGGAGGAGGCUUCUCUCAGCAAUAGGUUCAAGACGUAUGCCAACUUUCCAGAAGCACCUCAGGAGGAGGCUUCUCUCAGCAAUAGGCUCAAGACUUAUGCCAACUUUCCAGAAGCACCUCAGGAGGAGGCUUCUCUCAGCAAUAGGUUCAAGACGUAUGCCAACAUUCCAGAAGCACCUCAGGAGGAGGCUUCUCUCAGCAAUAGGCUCAAGACUUAUGCCAACUUUCCAGAAGCACCUCAGGAGGAGGCUUCUCUCAGCAAUAGGCUCAAGACGUAUGCCAACUUUCCAGAAGCACCUCAGGAGGAGGCUUCUCUCAGCAAUAGGUUCAAGACGUAUGCCAACUUUCCAGAAGCACCUCAGGAGGAGGCUUCUCUCAGCAAUAGGUUCAAGACGUAUGCCAACUUUCCAGAAGCACCUCAGGAGGAGGCUUCUCUCAGCAAUAGGCUCAAGACUUAUGCCAACUUUCCAGAAGCACCUCAGGAGGAGGCUUCUCUCAGCAAUAGGCUCAAGACGUAUGCCAACUUUCCAGAAGCACCUCAGGAGGAGGCUUCUCCCAGCAAUAGGCUCAAGACUUAUGCCAACUUUCCAGAAGCACCUCAGGAGGAGGCUUCUCUCAGCAAUAGGCUCAAGACGUAUGCCAACUUUCCAGAAGCACCUCAGGAGGAGGCUUCUCCCAGCAAUAGGCUCAAGACGUAUGCCAACUUUCCAGAAGCACCUCAGGAGGAGGCUUCUCUCAGCAAUAGGCUCAAGACGUAUGCCAACUUUCCAGAAGCACCUCAGGAGGAGGCUUCUGUCAGCAAUAGGCUCAAGACGUAUGCCAACUUUCCAGAAGCACCUCAGGAGGAGGCUUCUCUCAGCAAUAGGCUCAAGACGUAUGCCAACUUUCCAGAAGCACCUCAGGAGGAGGCUUCUCUCAGCAAUAGGCUCAAGACAUAUGCCAACUUUCCAGAAGCACCUCAGGAGGAGGCUUCUCUCAGCAAUAGGCUCAAGACGUAUGCCAACUUUCCAGAAGCACCUCAGGAGGAGGCUUCUCUCAGCAAUAGGCUCAAGACGUAUGCCAACUUUCCAGAAGCACCUGAGGAGGAGGCUUCUCUCAGCAAUAGGCUCAAGACGUAUGCCAACUUUCCAGAAGCACCUCAGGAGGAGGCUUCUCUCAGCAAUAGGCUCAAGACGUAUGCCAACUUUCCAGAAGCACCUCAGGAGGAGGCUUCUGUCAGCAAUAGGCUCAAGACGUAUGCCAACUUUCCAGAAGCACCUCAGGAGGAGGCUUCUCUCAGCAAUAGGCUCAAGACGUAUGCCAACUUUCCAGAAGCACCUCAGGAGGAGGCUUCUCUCAGCAAUAGGCUCAAGACGUAUGCCAACUUUCCAGAAGCACCUCAGGAGGAGGCUUCUCUCAGCAAUAGGCUCAAGACGUAUGCCAACUUUCCAGAAGCACCUGAGGAGGAGGCUUCUCUCAGCAAUAGGCUCAAGACGUAUGCCAACUUUCCAGAAGCACCUCAGGAGGAGGCUUCUCUCAGCAAUAGGCUCAAGACGUAUGCCAACUUUCCUGAAGCACCUCAGGAGGAGGCUUCUCUCAGCAAUAGGCUCAAGACUUAUGCCAACUUUCCAGAAGCACCUCAGGAGGAGGCUUCUCUCAGCAAUAGGCUCAAGACGUAUGCCAACUUUCCAGAAGCACCUCAGGAGGAGGCUUCUCUCAGCAAUAGGCUCAAGACGUAUGCCAACUUUCCAGAAGCACCUCAGGAGGAGGCUUCUCUCAGCAAUAGGCUCAAGACUUAUGCCAACUUUCCAGAAGCACCUCAGGAGGAGGCUUCUCUCAGCAAUAGGCUCAAGACGUAUGCCAACUUUCCAGAAGCACCUCAGGAGGAGGCUUCUCUCAGCAAUAGGCUCAAGACGUAUGCCAACUUUCCAGAAGCACCUCAGGAGCAGGCUUCUCUCAGCAAUAGGCUCAAGACGUAUAACAACUUUCCAGAAGCAGCUCAGGAGGAGGCUUCUCUCAGCAAUAGGCUCAAGACGUAUGCCAACUUUCCAGAAGCACCUCAGGAGGAGGCUUCUCUCAGCAAUAGGCUCAAGACGUAUGCCAACUUUCCAGAAGCACCUCAGGAGGAGGCUUCUCUCAGCAAUAGGCUCAAGACUUAUGCCAACUUUCCAGAAGCACCUCAGGAGGAGGCUUCUCUCAGCAAAAGGCUCAAGACGUAUGCCAACUUUCCAGAAGCACCUCAGGAGGAGGCUUCUCUCAGCAAUAGGCUCAAGACUUAUGCCAACUUUCCAGAAGCACUUCAGGAGGAGGCUUCUCUCAGCAAUAGGCUCAAGACGUAUGCCAACUUUCCAGAAGCACCUCAGGAGGAGGCUUCUGUCAGCAAUAGGCUCAAGACGUAUGCCAACUUUCCAGAAGCACCUCAGGAGGAGGCUUCUCUCAGCAAUAGGCUCAAGACGUAUGCCAACUUUCCAGAAGCACCUCAGGAGGAGGCUUCUCUCAGCAAUAGGCUCAAGACGUAUGCCAACUUUCCAGAAGCACCUCAGGAGGAGGCUUCUCUCAGCAAUAGGCUCAAGACGUAUGCCAACUUUCCAGAAGCACCUCAGGAGGAGGCUUCUCUCAGCAAUAGGCUCAAGACGUAUGCCAACUUUCCAGAAGCACCUCAGGAGGAGGCUUCUCUCAGCAAUAGGCUCAAGACGUAUGCCAACUUUCCAGAAGCACCUCAGGAGGAGGCUUCUCUCAGCAAUAGGUUCAAGACGUAUGCCAACUUUCCAGAAGCACCUCAGGAGGAGGCUUCUCUCAGCAAUAGGCUCAAGACGUAUGCCAACUUUCCAGAAGCACCUGAGGAGGAGGCUUCUCUCAGCAAUAGGCUCAAGACGUAUGCCAACUUUCCAGAAGCACCUCAGGAGGAGGCUUCUCUCAGCAAUAGGCUCAAGACGUAUGCCAACUUUCCAGAAGCACCUGAGGAGGAGGCUUCUUUCAGCAAUAGGCUCAAGACGUAUGCCAACUUUCCAGAAGCACCUCAGGAGGAGGCUUCUCUCAGCAAUAGGAUCAAGACUUAUGCCAACUUUCCAGAAGCACCUAAGGAGGAGGCUUCUCUCAGCAAUAGGCUCAAGACUUAUGCCAACUUUCCAGAAGCACCUAAGGAGGAGGCUUCUCUCAGCAAUAGGCUCAAGACGUAUGCCAACUUUCCAGAAGCACCUCAGGAGGAGGCUUCUCUCAGCAAUAGGCUCAAGACGUAUGCCAACUUUCCAGAAGCACCUCAGGAGGAGGCUUCUCUCAGCAAUAGGUUCAAGACGUAUGCCAACUUUCCAGAAGCACCUCAGGAGGAGGCUUCUCUCAGCAAUAGGCUCAAGACGUAUGCCAACUUUCCAGAAGCACCUGAGGAGGAGGCUUCUCUCAGCAAUAGGCUCAAGACGUAUGCCAACUUUCCAGAAGCACCUCAGGAGGAGGCUUCUCUCAGCAAUAGGCUCAAGACGUAUGCCAACUUUCCAGAAGCACCUCAGGAGGAGGCUUCUCUCAGCAAUAGGUUCAAGACGUAUGCCAACUUUCCAGAAGCACCUCAGGAGGAGGCUUCUCUCAGCAAUAGGCUCAAGACUUAUGCCAACUUUCCAGAAGCACCUCAGGAGGAGGCUUCUCUCAGCAAUAGGCUCAAGACUUAUGCCAACUUUCCAGAAGCACCUAAGGAGGAGGCUUCUCUCAGCAAUAGGUUCAAGACGUAUGCCAACUUUCCAGAAGCACCUCAGGAGGAGGCUUCUCUCAGCAAUAGGAAUCCCAAAAUCCCUGUGGCUACGGGAAAGGGUCCUUGGGUGCCCUGCCUCACCUCGAGAAGCGUCCCUUUUGCCCUGCCAAGCCUCGAAGAGAUUCCUGAGGUGUCCCUCGUUACUAGACACGAGUCCUGA
Rangifer tarandus platyrhynchus (Svalbard reindeer) is the source of this 10929-nucleotide messenger RNA. The record is from the annotation of a GenBank genome assembly. NCBI's taxonomy places the organism in Eukaryota, Metazoa, Chordata, Mammalia, Artiodactyla, Cervidae.